AAAACCAUUAUUUCCUUCAUCUGACACCAAUCAACUCUCGGUAGUUAAACCAUACACACAAAAUGUUCAGCAAAAUUGUAGCCUUCGGCGCUUUGGUAGCGGCCGCAAACGCCGGUCUUCUGGGAUACGGCGGACAUGGCGCGGCAGUGUCCUCGCAAAACAUAGUGCGACACGACGCAGGACACGGUUACGCUGGAAGCUCGUAUGCCCCUGUUGCCCAAGCAUACGCGCCUGUAGCCCAAGCUUACGCUCCCGUUGCCCACGCCGUACAAUACGCACCCGUUGCCCACUAUGCUGCCCCAGCUGCCGCAUACAGUGGACAUGACUACUAUGCUCACCCUAAAUACGACUACACUUACUCUGUGGCUGACCCUCACACCGGUGACCACAAGUCUCAGCACGAGAUCCGCGACGGAGACGCCGUGCACGGUUCCUACUCUCUGCUCCAGCCCGAUGGCUCCGUGCGCACUGUCGACUAUACCGCCGAUGACCACACCGGAUUCAACGCCGUAGUGCACAACACCGCUCCCGCUAUCCACCCCGCGCCCGCGCCAGCGCAUGGCUACCAUCACUAUUAAAUUUAAUAUUUAAUUUAUUUAUAUCUUG
Messenger RNA from Papilio machaon (common yellow swallowtail), 606 nucleotides. Its product is annotated as cuticle protein 19. The record is from RefSeq and is a predicted model, not a curated record. NCBI's taxonomy places the organism in Eukaryota, Metazoa, Arthropoda, Insecta, Lepidoptera, Papilionidae. Gene Ontology annotation, cellular component: extracellular matrix. The coding region runs from base 63 to 578 and encodes 171 amino acids. The transcript is spliced from 4 exons.